ACGUCUGUGCAUUUGUAGCAUUUCCUGAGCUGCAGCCAGCCAUGUCUUUCAACAGAUAAGUUGUACAUACAGCCGCGUUUGUUGACCAUGUAGAAAAGUAGAAUAUUAAAAAUAUGAGCCUUCGCUCGUCUCCUCGUUGAACCGGAAGAGCUUCGGCGGUCAGGGCUCAGUUCAAAGGUCACCUUACGGAGCCAUCGCGUAGGGUUCUGUGUUUGCGUUCGCCUCUGCCUGCUCCUACAUCAUGUCAUCUGUCGAAGAGACCGCAGAGGAGGACACCGUCCCAUCGAUACUCAUCACCAGCAGCGACCCUGCGUUCAAAGAGGAAGAGCUGAUCAAACAGAUUCUCAGCACGGAGUGUUUGCCAGAGCCCGUAAAGCGGGAGGAGACGGUGACCUGGUAUCCAUGGACACUAAACAACAAGUACUACACUGCGGAUGUGAGGCUGUGCACAGUGCCCAGCCCCUUCCAGAUGACCGCCGAGAUUGCACAGUCCAUGCAGGCUUUCAUUGCCUAUUUUGACAGCACAGCGAAGGAUGGUUUGGAAAAGCUCUCACCUUGGAUAUCAGUCGUGGAAGAUCUCGGUCCAGAGGUACUUAUUCUGGUGUGCGACAGAGUCUGUGAACAGGGUUUGUAUUGCGUCUCAUCACUUUGUGGUUAUUUGUUUGAAUGGCUCAAUGUGAUGCGGGGCGAUGGUUUGAAACGUGACGUUUUGCUGUGUGUUGCAGGAGUCAGUAGACACGCAGCACAGCAGUGGUGUUUGGCCCAUGCCUUUGAGCUUGUAGAGCUCAACCCUCAAGACUUACCGGAUGAAGACGAUGACUUCCCAGAGUCCACGGGGGUGAAGAGGAUCCUACAGGCUCUGAAUGCCAACGUGUGGUCCAGUGUAGAGAUGAAAGAUGAACACAACCAGGGCUUUGGUCUGAUGAGCAGCCUUGUGGCCAACAGACACAACACCUUCCGCAGUGGAGCAAACCCUCCAUCCUCUAGUUUGCCAGCAGAGGGUGCAAACGAGACUGAGGUGCCUGCGGUGAGAGAAAGUGAGGGCAUCACACCUGCUCGGGUGGAAACAAUAGUUGAUCCAAUGACGCAUCUGGACAUCCAGGAGUUGGCUAAUCUCACCGCCGGAGAUGCAGAUGUGGAGAACUUUGAACGGCUUUUCACCAAGCUCAAAGAAAUGAAAGACAAGGCAUCAUCUUUACCACACGAGCAGAGGAAAGUUCAUGCAGAAAAGGUAGCUAAAGCGUUUUGGAUGGCUAUCGGUGGAGAAGCGGAUGAGGUAGAAGAAUUAUCAUCGGGGGAGGAAAGCUAAACCAUUUCUACCGCUGACCCAAGUUUCCCCUCAUCCUGUAAACUUCCCCUCGCCCCCCCCCAUCAUGUUCCUGCUCUGUAGGACACGUUUUAACACAAGGAGCAGAGGAAAACACGGCACCGUCUCAGCAUAGUAAUAAUACUUGGUCUUUACUUGGGCAGUUUUAUUAUGCAAGGAUAAUAUAAAGUGAAAAUCGGUUGGACUUUGAUGAGGAAUGGGAAAUGUCACGUUUGUUGGUCAAAUGUGGAACAAUUCUGAAUCUGAACUCCUGGUUUUCCUUCCACCCACUGGCUGCCCUGCCCAGUCCCCGGUGAAUACGCAGAGUUAAGUGGGUGGGGAGGCGUUCAAUCAGAGCACGGUUUGUUUUCAAACCCAAGUAUAGAUUGUUGUUUGUGUUUUGGGUGCAAUUGUCAUGUUUUAUUUCUUAGUGACAUGUGCCUUCCUAUCAAAGUUUGUCAGGCAUGUACAUUUUGUUCUGUCAUCUCUUAAUGAUUAAACACAAUUAUUUUAUAACA
Messenger RNA from Gadus morhua (Atlantic cod), 1824 nucleotides. It is a transcript of the gene aagab, whose product is annotated as alpha and gamma adaptin binding protein. NCBI's taxonomy places the organism in Eukaryota, Metazoa, Chordata, Actinopteri, Gadiformes, Gadidae. Bases 242 to 1309 code for a protein of 355 amino acids. The transcript is spliced from 9 exons. The record is from RefSeq and is a predicted model, not a curated record.